CGAGUCGGCCCGCCACUUCGCCAACGUCACGGGGAGGGGCGAACCUAUGAUCCGCCCCUCCCUCUCCUUCCUUCCGGGCUACGCUGACAUCGACAUAUUGGACUGCUGCAACGGCCGCCUCCUCUGCCGCAGCCGGACGGCUGCAGGCCCCUUCCGCUACGUCAUCUGCAACCCGGCUACCGAACAAUGGGCGGCGGUGCCCCAAUCCAACCAGUCUUGGAACAUCUGCUCCGCACGGCUGGGAUUUGACCCGGCCGUCUCUCCCCACUUCCAUGUUUUCGAGUUCGUGGAGACGGGUGCAGUCGAUGGGCUGGAGAUCUACUCGUCGGUGACCGGAGAGUGGGUUCACAGCUACAGUAGAUGGAGUGACAAAGCGAGAUUGUGCCAUGAUGUGAGCACUGUAUUUCUCAAUGGCUUUCUCCAUAUGGUUGCAUUUGAGCAUCAAGAUGUACUGGUGGUUGACACUGAGGGAAAGGUACGGAGGACCAUCCCUGUGCCGCGCGGCUACUACAAUGGUUUAAUUGGACAAUCUCGAGGGAAACUAUACUAUCUGAAUGUGGUCGAAGUGUAUGACUUCAAACUAACAGUUUUUGUUCUUGAGGACUAUGCUACUGACCACUGGGUCUUCAAGCACAGUGUUAGGAUGUCAAAGUUACUUGGAACAAAAAAUUCUUAUCCAACAUUGCAGUACUAUAGUCUGAUUGCUGUUCAUCCAGAGUGCCACUUGAUAUUCUUCAUUUCAGAUUUGGACCAUACAAUAAGGUGCUAUGACAUGGAUUGUAGAGAAGUCCUUGUAAUUUGCAACAUGGGGUGUAUGCGUGAGUGGCCGAAGCGGUGUUUGCCUUAUGUACCCCUUUUCUCGGAGUCCUCGGUUGGUUGGAAUUAGAAAACAGAGGAAGACCAGAUAUAACACUGGAUAGGUCAGCAAGAAAUCAAAUCCUCUUGAUAUGGAAAUCAACGUGGAUAACUA
Messenger RNA from Setaria italica (foxtail millet), 970 nucleotides. Its product is annotated as F-box protein At5g07610. The record is from RefSeq and is a predicted model, not a curated record. Bases 47 to 886 code for a protein of 279 amino acids. The transcript has a single exon. NCBI's taxonomy places the organism in Eukaryota, Viridiplantae, Streptophyta, Magnoliopsida, Poales, Poaceae.